This is a messenger RNA of Gadus macrocephalus (Pacific cod), 7425 nucleotides long. It is a transcript of the gene ptprub, whose product is annotated as protein tyrosine phosphatase receptor type Ub. Gene Ontology annotation, cellular component: membrane. The record is from RefSeq and is a predicted model, not a curated record. Gene Ontology annotation, molecular function: protein tyrosine phosphatase activity; protein binding. NCBI's taxonomy places the organism in Eukaryota, Metazoa, Chordata, Actinopteri, Gadiformes, Gadidae. Gene Ontology annotation, biological process: protein dephosphorylation.
AAAGUGUUUACACUGACGUCAGUUAGCAGGACUAGCACUGCCCCGUUCGGUUCAGUGUCUCUCAACUCCGCACACCAAGAAGUCUGUAAUAGAUGAUAGAUGUGCUUCAUGUUACAUUUUCCACGUGCCGGACCUUAAGGAGUCACUGAAAUGAAUUCUUGUGCACGUUGGAAAUGGACUAAAACUGCAAAAUGAACACUUGCGCGUUUUUGCUGAUUUUGACUGUUCAGAUCUACGCUGAUGGCAUCGAGGGGCCAACAGCGGCCGGCUGCACCUUUGACGAGGACUCUGACCCCAACCUGUGUGACCUCACCCAGGGGGAGGAAGAUGACUUUGAUUGGCAGCUCUUCAGGACCCACAAUGCACCUCACGCCAGCGCUGACCUCCUACGGGGAUCCUACAUGCUGGUCAACUCCUCCCAGCAUGCCGCAGGGCACCGCGCUCAGCUGCUGCUCCAGACCCUGAGCGAGAACGACACUCACUGUGUCCAGUUCAGCUACUUCCUGUACAGCCGCGACGGCCACAGUCCCGGAGCUCUGAGGGCCUACGUCCGCGUCAACGGGGGACCCCUGGGGAGCCCUGUGUGGAACACAUCAGGGUCCCACGGCAAGCAGUGGCACCAGGUGGAGCUGGCGGUCAGCACCUUCUGGCCCAAUGAAUACCAGGUGCUAAUCGAGGCGAUGGUAUCCAGGGAUGGGCGGGGCUACAUCGCCAUCGACGACAUCAUGCUGCUCAACUAUCCCUGCUAUAAGGCACCACACUUCUCCCGGCUGGGCGAUGAGGAGAUCAACGCGGGACAGAACGCCACCUUCCAGUGUGUGGCGGCCGGCCGCGCAGCAGAAGCUGAGAAGUUCCUGCUGGAGAGGCAGAGUGGUGAGGUGGCGUCCGUGGCGUCCGUGAGGCACCUGAGUCACCGGCGUUUCGUGGCGUCCUUCCUGCUGGACGCUGUGCAGCGCUCCUACCAGGACCUCUACCGCUGCGUCACCCAGUCGCCUCGGGGCUCCGGGGUCUCCAACUACGCCGAGCUCGUCGUUAAAGUCCCCCCGUCGCCCAUCGCCCCGCCCCAGCUACUGCGGGGCGGCUCCACCUACCUGAUCAUCCAGCUCAACACCAACUCCAUCCUGGGCGACGGCCCCAUCAUCAGGAAGGAGAUAGAGUACCGCGCCAGCCAGUCGCCCUGGUCCGAGAUCCACGGGGUCAACAUGGUCACCUACAAGCUGUGGCACCUGGACCCAGACACCGAGUACCACAUCAGCGUCCUGCUGACCCGGCCCGGCGAGGGGGGCACGGGCCCCCCCGGCCCCCCCCUCAUCAGCAGGACCAAGUGUGCAGAACCCAUGCGUGCCCUGCGGGGCCUGACUGCCACGGACCUUCAGGCCAGGCAGUUGUCUCUGCAGUGGGAGGGUCUGGCGUUCAACCUGACGCGCUGUCACACCUACUCGGUGUCCCUGUGCUUCCGCUACGCGACCGCGGGCGGAGGCGGCGGUCACAACACCACCGUGCGCGAGUGCCUGGCGGUGGAGCACAACGCGUCUCGCUUCACGCUCCGCGACCUGCCGCCCUACCACGCCGUCCACGUCCGUCUGGCCCUGUCCAACCCGGAGGGGAAGAGAGAGGGCAGAGAGGUCGCCUUCCAGACCGAGGAAGACAUUCCCGGGGGCAUCGCGCCAGAGUCCCUCACCUUCUCCCCCCUCGACGACAUGAUCUUCCUCAAGUGGGAGGAGCCUGUGGAGCCCAACGGCCUCAUCACCCAAUACGAGAUCAGUUACCAGAGCAUCGAGUCCUCAGACCCGGGUAUUAACAUACCCGGUCCGAGGAGAACCGUCUCCAAACUGAGGAAUGAGACCUACCACAUGUUCUCCAACCUCCACCCUGGCACCACCUACCUGAUCUCGGUCCGCGCCCGCACCACCAAGGGCUUCGGCCAGACGGCCCUCACCGAGAUCACCACCAACAUAUCUGCCCCCACCUUUGACUACGGGGACAUGCCCUCCCCCCUCAGCGAGACAGAGAGCACCAUCACCGUCCUGCUCCGCCCUGCCCAGGGGAGAGGAGCUCCCGUCAGCACCUACCAGGUGGUGGUGGAGGAGGAGAGCGUGAAGAAGGUGAAGCGGGAGCUGAGGCUGCAGGAGUGUUUCCCGCUGCCCAUGUCGCACGCCGAGGCCCAGGCGCGGGGGACGCCCCACUACUACUCGGCGGAGCUGCCCCCCAGCAGCCUGCCGGAGGCCAGCCCCUUCACCGUGGGGGACAACCACACCUACAAUGGCUACUGGAACACGCCCCUGGACCCGCGCAAGAGCUACCUCGUCUACUUCCAGGCCAUGAGCAACUUCAGAGGGGAAACCAGAAUCAACUGCAUACGCAUUGCUCGCAAAGCUGCCUGCAAGGACCACCGGCGUGCGCUGGAGGUGACCCAGCGCUCGGAGGAGAUGGGGCUGAUCCUGGGGGUGUGUGCCGGGGGUCUGGUGGUGCUCAUUCUCCUGUUGGGCGCGGUCAUCAUCGUCAUCAAGAAGGGAAGGGACUCCUAUUCUUACUCUUACUAUCCGAAGCCGGUGAACCUGAACAAGACCCCCAUCACGUACCGCCAGGAGAAGGGCCACCUGGGCUCCAUGGAGCGCAGCUUCACCGAUCAGAGCACCCUGCAGGAGGACGAGCGCAUGGCGCUGUCCUUCAUGGACACGCACACGUGUGGGGCACGCAGUGAGGCUCGUAGCUCAGUGAACGAGUCCAGCAGUCUGCUGGGCGGCUCCCCCAGACACCAGUGCAGCAGGAAGGGGUCCCCCUACCACACGGGGCAGCUGCACCCCGCGGUGCGCGUGGCCGACCUCCUGCAGCACAUCAACCAGAUGAAGACCGCCGAGGGCUACGGCUUCAAGCAGGAGUAUGAGAGCUUCUUUGACGGCUGGGACUGCACCAAGAAGAAAGACAAAACCAAGGGCCGGCAGGACACCUUCACGGGAUAUGAUCGGCACAGAGUGAAACUGUACCCGCUCCUGGGAGAUCCGAAUUCUGACUACAUCAACGCCAACUACAUCGACGGCUACCAUCGAUCCAACCACUUCAUCGCCACUCAGGGGCCCAAGCAGGAGAUGGCGUAUGACUUCUGGAGGAUGGUGUGGCAGGAGAACUGCUUCAGCAUCGUCAUGAUCACCAAGCUGGUGGAGGUCGGCCGGGUUAAAUGCUGUAAAUACUGGCCUGAUGACAGUGAGAUGUACGGGGACAUCAAGAUAACUCUGUUGAAGACGGAGACGCUGGCAGAAUACACUGUCCGCACCUUCGCCUUGGAGAGGAGAGGCUACUCGGCGAAGCACGAAGUCAGGCAGUUCCACUUCACGUCCUGGCCGGAGCACGGCGUCCCCUUCCACGCCACGGGCCUGCUGGCCUUCAUACGGCGGGUCAAGGCCAGCACCCCCCCGGACGCCGGCCCCGUGGUGGUGCACUGCAGUGUGGGGGCAGGUCGAACCGGCUGCUACAUCGUCCUGGACGUGAUGCUGGACAUGGCCGAGUGUGAGGGCGUGGUGGACAUCUACAACUGCGUCAAGACCCUCUGCUCUCGUCGCAUCAACAUGAUCCAAACAGAGGAGCAGUAUGUCUUCAUCCACGACGCCAUCUUGGAGGCCUGUCUGUGCGGGGAGACGGCCAUCUUGGUGAACGAGUUCGCCCUCACCUACAAAGAGAUGCUGCGGGUGGACUCACAGAGCAACUCCUCACAGCUAAGAGAAGAGUUCCAGACUCUGAACUCGGUCACCCCCCACAUCGACGUGGAGGAGUAUAGCAUCGCCCUGCUGCCGAGGAACCGUGAGAAGAACCGCAGCAUGGACGUGCUGCCGCCCGACCGCGCCCUGGCCUUCCUGGUGACCACGGAGGGUGAGAGCAACAACUACAUCAACGCCGCGCUCACAGACAGCUUCUACCGGCCCGCCGCGCUCAUCGUGACCCCCCACCCGCUGCCUGGGACCACCGCAGACUUCUGGAGGCUGGUGUUCGACUACGGCUGCACUGCCGUCGUCAUGCUCAACCAGCUCAACCAAUCAAACUCCGCCUGGCCCUGUGUUCAGUACUGGCCCGAGCCCGGCCUCCAGCAGUACGGGCCCAUGGAAGUGGAGUUUCUGUCCAUGUCGGCGGACGACGACGUCGUCACACGUCUGUUCCGGGUCAAGAACGUGACGCGGCUCCAGGAGGGUCAGCUGGUGGUGUGUCAGUUCCAGUUCCUCCGCUGGUCACCAUACCGAGACGUGCCCGACUCCAAGAAGGCCUUCCUCAACCUGCUGGCUCAAAUCCACAAGUGGCAGCGCGAGUGUGGGGAGGGACGCACCAUCGUCCACUGCCUGAACGGCGGCGGUCGCAGCGGGAGCUUCUGCGCCAGCACCAUCCUGCUGGAGAUGAUCCAGUACCAGAACAUGGUGGACGUCUUCUACGCCGUCAAGACCUUACGCAACUGCAAGCCCAACAUGGUGGAGUCUCUGGAGCAGUAUCGAUUCUGCUACGACCUUAUCCUGGAGUACCUGGACUGCUUCGAGGGGAGAUAGCAACAUGCUAACGGUCGCCAUCGUUCUCCAUCAGCCGGCCUCUCCGUCGGGGCCCCCCGGGGACCGGCGACAGUAUGGAUGUUUUGGUUUGACCUUUUGGACAGGGAGCGAUGUGAGGGACGACGCAGAGUGAUGGGAGGAACUGGGGGUCAAGAUUCUAACUUUUAACCUUUAAUGUACAGCAGUCAUUUCUUCUUCUUCUUCUCGUCGUCGUCGUCGUUGUUGUUCCCUUUUUGAUAUUUUUUGUGCUUUUAUUUUUGGGUCUAACUUUUGCCUCGGGACUCUAAAGCUCUUUUGUGCUAUUUGUUACCGUAGCAACAAUAGGAGUAUUAUGGGCUAACGCUGGACCCCCGCCACACUGGAGAGCAGUCGUCCUGACUGUUGUUCAUGGUUUUGCUACAACAGACUGAAUAUCCAGCGUCUGGGACUAAACAUGGACAUGUUAUUGUUGUUGUUGUUCUCUUCAAGUGUUGUUCAGGCAUGACUUCUGUCACCAUACCAUUAACUGCCUUAUGCUACCCACCCCCAUACCAGGAAAGAUAAAUGUUCCCCUUUCAAUUGUCCCGACUCCUCGAACACAUCGGAAACGGCUUCAUUCAAAACGCGCAAAGUGGCGAGCAGAAGGUUUUUUACACAGCGGGCCCUCGGCCCCCGACAGUAUGGAGAGAAGACGUGUGCUGCUGAUGCAGUCGGAGCCACCAGGGGACACACGGUACCGGGGGCACGACUCCGCCAUGGGGGAGACGGGAGAUCAUUGUGAUGGUGCCAAUCCCACAAGAACUUAGAACUUCAACUAGAACUAUAGCCUCUAUUGACACCCUCCUAUUGCUUGUUGUUGACAACAUACACACGGUAGUUGUACUGCAUCCGCUCACAGUUUGUCUCCACGGUGGGAGUUCCCUCUGACUUUCAGGUCAUGGGUGGGGAGGUUGUUGGGGUGUGCGGGUGUAAGACAUCCGCACAUUGUUUGAGGCAGCGUGUAAAAAAUGAAGAUUCAUAAUGCUGUGGUGACGUGUCUGGACCAGUACUGUGUUUCAUGUUGAAGAUGCAGUUUCAUUUUUAAAGGUGCUUAUGAUUUGACAGUGAAUUUGUUCCCCCUCUUUUCGGAGGCGUUGCCUCUUACCUUGUUUUGGCUGCAUUUGCUCGAUGUUCAAGAGAGUUUUAAUGUGUUAGUCGCUGUUGACCUUUUCAGUAGUGGAUGAAGCUCUGCAAUGUCGCAUACAUUUUUUCUGUCCAAAGUGACAUCAAAUGAGGAAAACAGAAAUAGGCUCCAUGUAAAAACGGACACAAGUUGAAAAUGCAUUGGCCAAGAGCCUCAGCCAUUUAAAAGUUUCUUGAUGUUUUCCACCACUAUGCGUUUUCUGUGUUACAUUUGAUUUGAAAAAAAAGAUGGACCUAGAUCUGUUAUUGUUAGAACAAGAAGAGGGAAGAGUUUGGUGUUUGUGACUGUGGUGGCAAAGUGAACUUUGAGAGACAUUACGGGAAAAACAAGUCAACGAUAGAAGUGGAGCUUUAAAAGGUCUAUGACAUAAGGAUGAAAAGCAUUUAUUCUUUUAUAUAAUAAAGUUGAAUUGAAUUUCACUGUAGGGGGGGUUCCCCGGUUAUCUACUGACACGCAGCAGUUGUAAAGGGGUGUCUCAUGGUGGUUAACUCCACUUCAAACACUAUCAACAACCCCCGCCUUGCCACCCAGAAACAAACGGAGGGGAAAACCUUAAAUCAUACCACAGGAAUGGCAGCUAGCGCCGGGUUCCAGCUCCCAAAUCUGCUUCUAGCGGGAGCGCAGAGAACAUGAAUUAGGCAGUGUGAUGUUUUCAUCAGGGUCUCACAUUUCAAAGGCUGGAGCGGUUUGUUUUCAGACAAAGGGUACGUGAUGAGGUAAGCUAGAGCAGUUGGGCCCAGUAUCUCCUUAGUGAGCUACUGGACACAAACAGGAAGUGCCUGAACACUUGUUUCUCGAGGGUGGAGGAAUGUGUAUAUAUAUAGAUAUAUAUAGAUGUAUAUUACUGUUAUGUGAAUACUAUGUGAAUAAUAUACUAUAUGUUUGCCCAGAGUAAAGACGUACAGUAAGUAAACACAAGUAACCACAAAGCUGAAUGUGUUGUAAAUGACAAUUUUGUGUGUUUAUGCAAGAAGCCCCCCCGGUAAGAAUGUUGCUUGAUAAUCCAUUUCAGUCACUAAUUCUGGGAUAAAACUAUUCAUAAUGCAUCCAUGUUGCCAUCAUUCUGCCAAUUUGUAAAAUAUUACAAACUGAACUCCCCAAAUAUUGCUAUCUUAAAACCAGAAGGAUAUCAAACAGCGCAGAAUCUGCUACUGUUUAUGCAUCCAGAUUCUGCAUAAUUUUGUAAUAAUUAUUACAGUAUACAGAUCAAAAACGUGAAUACAUUCAUCACCAGCGGCGAUGGAUCCAUUGAUAUAAAGAGUUAACGUUUAUGAUGCUCAUAAAUAAUUCUAGCCUCCAUAGACUGUCUAAAGCAUGAAGAAAUUAAAAGCAUUGUCUGCCUAAUCUUCUCGUUAGUUCUCAUUUCCAUCGACUCCCCCCAACAUUUCAUAUUGUUUCAUUGUAGGGUACUGUAAUCCUCGUAACUUCUUCUUACCCAUGUGUAUUUUACCAUUGCCAAAAACCGUCAGUGCAAUGUACUUUUACCAUUCCAAAGCUUUCUCCCAGACGGCUCUAUGUGGCAGCGCCAGCUGUGAGAUCUCCAUCUUUUUUUUCAUUUGUGUGCUUCUGUAUGAUAUUGAAGCAGUGGAAUCCAGCUGCUGUGUUUUUGAACUUUGUAUUUGUGAGGCAAGGUGUGUAUUUAAACCGAGAGAGGGGGAGACGAGGGAUGUGUUGUGGCUAAGGAUGAGGGAUUGUUCUGAAGUAUUAUAAACAAUAAAAAAGCUGUGUGAAGGG